Messenger RNA from Mytilus trossulus (common blue mussel), 909 nucleotides. RefSeq names its product glycosyltransferase 25 family member-like. The record is from RefSeq and is a predicted model, not a curated record. Gene Ontology annotation, molecular function: procollagen galactosyltransferase activity. NCBI's taxonomy places the organism in Eukaryota, Metazoa, Mollusca, Bivalvia, Mytilida, Mytilidae. The coding region runs from base 1 to 909 and encodes 302 amino acids. The transcript has 8 exons.
AUGCCUGACCGACCACUCCAACCUAAAUUACAACCUUUUGCUGUUCCAUACAGCUCAAAUGACGAUAUUUUAGUGAACUAUAGCAGAGAUGACACAGAUGUGACAAUAUAUAUAGGAAGAUGUGAAUGGCCAUCGGAAUCGAGACACAUGUAUAAACCAGAUACUUUAGGAUUCGAUAAGAUUUAUAUUCUUAACUUGGAAAGAAGACCAGAACGACGAGAAAGAAUUGAGAAACUACUAGCCGAAUUAAAACUGGACUAUUUAAUAUUUAGUGCUGUUGACGGAAGGAAGUUAAACCCGGAAAAGUUAGACGAACUUGGCGUUACAAUACUACCUGGAUAUGAAGACAUGUCACUAAAAAGAAACAUGACUUAUGGCGAAGUCGGAUGUACUCUAAGUCAUUAUUUUAUAUGGAAAGAUAUGAUUGCAAACAAUUACAAUAGGAUUUGGAUUAUUGAAGAUGAUGCCUCUUUCUUUCCUAUGUUUCGAAAACAAUUCUCAAGAGCCUUCGCAGAUGUUGAAGAGUUCGUUCCAUACUGGGACCUAAUGUUCCUGGCACGUAAGCCGAUGGAAAAAGAACCUGAAUUAUUUGUAGAAGGUACAAAAUAUGCUAAAUGGCCUGGCUUUUCAUACUGGGGAUUGUCUUAUGCAAUUACAAGAGGAGGAGUGGAUAAAAUAAUGAAGCAAAAUCCAUUACGGAAACUUGCACCAAUCGACGAAUUGCUACCUAUCAUGUAUAAUAGACAUCCAAUGCCCGAGUGGAAAAAGCUUUUCAAGAAAAGAGAUUUGAUUGCAGUUUCUAUUCAUCCAUUAUUGAUCGUCCCAUCAUGGUGGUUUGGAGAAACAGAAUGUAUUUCCGAUUCCGAAGUGUCAGAAACAGUUUCAACAGAUAUAAAAGAAUGUUCUUAA